Molecule: messenger RNA, 392 nt
Organism: Odontomachus brunneus
Lineage: Eukaryota; Metazoa; Arthropoda; Insecta; Hymenoptera; Formicidae
Exons: 1
Coding region: 12-368 (118 amino acids)
Source: RefSeq, a predicted model, not a curated record
UCAGUAUAUUCAUGUAUGACGCCGGGAUGACGUAUCGAACAUUCAUACCGUUGUCAAGAGGGAAGAUUGUCACUGCUCAGAACAUUACGAUUAGACCCUUACCGAGUCCUGUUUACUAUAUAGUGUUCGAUCCGCAGUUCAGUUCGGCUUACGAGAUUGUGUUUUUCGUACAGUUUUUCACAGGCCUUUUCAAAUACACAAUCACAGUGGCAGCUUGCGGCAUUGCAGCACUCUUUUCGAUGCACAUCGUCGCACAAUUGGACAUCUUGAUGAUAUUAAUGAACAACUUGACGAACGAACACGAACUUGGGGAUGUGAACAGAAAAUUAUCAGUGAUUGUGGAGCAUCAAAUAAGAACGCGAAAGUAAUAUUUGUUGUUUUUGCAUGCAUCA